GGUGGUGGUGGUGGUGGUGGUGAUGGUGAUGGUGGUGGUGGUGAUGGUGGUGGUGGUGAUGGUGGUGAUGGUGGUGGUGGUGAUGGUGGUGGUGAUGGUGGUGGUGGUGGUGGUGGUGGUGGUGAUGGUGGUGGUGGUGGUGGUGGUGGUGGUGGUGGUGGUGGUGGUGGUGGUGGUGGUGAUGGUGGUGGUGGUGAUGGUGGUGGUGGUGAUGGUGGUGGUGGUGGUGAUGGUGGUGGUGGUGGUGGUGGUGGUGGUGGUGGUGAUGGUGGUGGUGGUGGUGGUGGUGAUGGUGGUGGUGGUGGUGGUGGUGGUGGUGGU
Messenger RNA from Eriocheir sinensis (Chinese mitten crab), 321 nucleotides. RefSeq lists its product as uncharacterized. The transcript has a single exon. The record is from RefSeq and is a predicted model, not a curated record. The annotation marks the transcript as partial. Lineage: Eukaryota; Metazoa; Arthropoda; Malacostraca; Decapoda; Varunidae.